Molecule: messenger RNA, 567 nt
Organism: Echinostoma caproni
Lineage: Eukaryota; Metazoa; Platyhelminthes; Trematoda; Plagiorchiida; Echinostomatidae
Source: the annotation of a GenBank genome assembly
AUGCGGAUUCUAACUAGUUUUUUGUUGCUGUUUUCAUGCCUGUUUAUUGCAGUGCACGAUCCCCUCACUGGACCGGAACCUGCGCGAUCUGAGAGCAGUUAUUCCCUCACAGACAGUCUGUACUCGGUGGCCGAUUCCGCGAAAAUGACUGAUGAACUGUUAUCGUUCAAGAAUAUGCGGAAAAUUGUCACCGAAAUCAAUGAUGGCUAUAGAAAACGUGCCGAAUUCGACGAUACGCGACUGUUAAACCAGUUCAACAACGCCGAUGUGAAUGACAUGUUUGCGCCUCAGGUUGAAAAGUCGCGAACACUGCGCAUGCGGUUGGCCGAGAUCUUUGACGAGAUGUCAUUCGAUCCGCAUCCAGCAAUUGAUUCUUCUGGUGCGCUUCAACGCAAGGUCCUGAGCAGGGAUUCGCAAAAUGACUUAGAUCAGCUUACACGAACUGUGACCCCGGACCCGGACUCUGUUGGUACGCGAACAGUUCAGACAAACGGGCAGUCACGUAAAAUAAAGAAGCCUGCUCCGUCCUUGGUAGAACGAGACUAUCGUUCAUUGUUUAUGAGCUAA